AUGACGCCGCCCAAAACCAUUGUCAUCGUUUCCUCGCUCAACAGGGACGACUUUGUGGUUGCUGGCAACCGUCUGAUUCUGGUUGUGGACGAAAUCAAACUUAAUGUCCUAAAUCAAGCUGUUGACGGCAACCGUGAUUACUACCUUCAGCAUAUCACCCUGUGGUCCAAUUUGGCAUUUUUGCACCGUAUAAUCAUCAUUCUCGAUGACGAGACUGCCGCCCAGCAAUUGAGCGAGUUUUUGGCGUCGCUACAUGUUCUGAGCGAUGCUCGGAUCAAUUUGCAAGAAAAUCUUCUUCUGAGAUCUCGUUCAUUUGACAACUUUCAUACCCAUAAAGUUCAAGAAGAAAACACAUUGGGGACUCAGGAUAGCUUGAAACGAUUCCGCAACUUCCAUAAUGGCUUGGGUGGGGAUUAUGAGGAGCCUGAACCGCAACCUUUCAGUGCUUACGAAGACUUGCAAAAACUUGGAAUUGAUUUGUCUGAAUUUAACUCUGAGGAACAACUACAAGAAUUGAAGGAAGGAGGUGUAAAGCGAAGCCGGUCCGUCACCAAAACCUUGUUCAAACCAAAGAAAGAUGAAUUCGAUGGUCCUCCACAAUCGCCGACUAUCACACUUGACGAGACUUUUUGA
This is a messenger RNA of Meyerozyma guilliermondii ATCC 6260, 633 nucleotides long. RefSeq lists its product as uncharacterized. The transcript has a single exon. The record is from RefSeq and is a predicted model, not a curated record. NCBI's taxonomy places the organism in Eukaryota, Fungi, Ascomycota, Pichiomycetes, Serinales, Debaryomycetaceae. Bases 1 to 633 code for a protein of 210 amino acids.